UUCAAACAGGUUGACAACUCCACAACAUUCUUGAACAUCGUCGAAAUGGAUCCUCUGUUUCUCGCGUACAGUUAUUUUAGAAGAAGAAAAUACCAGGAAUGUGUUGAAAUAUGUUCUCAACUAUUAGAAAAGAAUCCGUAUGACCAGGCUUCAUGGACGCUGAAGACACGAGCUCUGACUGCCCAAGUGUAUGUGGAUGAGGUUGAUGUUGAUGAAGAAGGGAUAGCAGAAAUGUUGAUGGAUGACAAUGCCAUUGCACAAGUGUCGCGUCCAGGAACCUCCUUAAAGGUUCCGGGAACAGGAGUGGGAGGACCAAGUCCUGGUGUCAGACCCACGUCCCAGUCUGGUCGUCCUUUAUCAGGGUUUGUCCGACCAGGUACUCAGGGAGGACGACCUGGCACCAUGGAACAGGCAAUCAGGACACCCCGCACAGCCCAUACAGCACGCCCUGUCACGAGUGCUUCAGGCCGAUAUGUCAGACUUGGAACUGCUUCCAUGUUGUCAACUCCAGAUGGCCCCUUUAUUAACCUGGCACGUCUCAAUUUUGCCAAGUAUGCUGCACGCCCAAACCUGGCAAAGGCAUUGUUUGAAUACAUAUUCCACCAUGAAAAUGAUGUUAGGAAUGCAUUAGAGUUGGCAGCCCUUGCCACAGAAUCUUGUCAAUACAAUGACUGGUGGUGGAAAGUCCAGCUAGCCAAGUGUUACUACAAGCUGGGAAUGUACAGAGAUGCUGAGAAGCAGUUGAAGUCUGCACAGAAGCAGCAGGACAUUAUAGACAUAUAUCUGUACCUAUGUAAAGUGUAUGUGAGACUCGACCAGCCUCUCACAGCUAUCGACAUCUUCAAACAAGGACUGGAGAAGUUCCAGGGGGAGACAACUCUCCUGUCAGGAAUUGCUAGGAUUUAUGAGGGUAUGAAUGACAUGGAAAAUGCAGUGAAGUUCUAUAAGGAUGUAUUGAAUUUUGACAGUAUGCAUGUGGAGGCUAUAGCCUGUAUAGCCACUCACCACUUCUACACAGAUCAGCCAGAGGUGGCACUCAAAUUCUACAGACGAUUGUUACAGAUGGGUGUCUAUAAUGGUGAACUGUUCAACAACUUAGGGCUGUGCUGUUUCUAUGCCCAGCAGUAUGAUAUGACCUUGACAUGUUUUGAGCGUGCAUUAUCCUUGGCAGAAGAGCAAACAAUAUCAGAAGUUUGGUUCAACAUAGGCCAUGUGGCACUGGGUAUAGGAGAUAUGACGUUAGCGUACCAGUGUUUUAGAUUAACUUUAGCCAAUAACAAUGACCAUGCAGAAGCCUAUAAUAACCUUGGAGUGCUGGAACUUCGUAAAGGACACCUUGACCUGGCAAGGGCAUUUUUCCAAGCAGCAUAUAUCCUGACCCCCCACAUGUAUGAGGCGCACUAUAACUGGGCAGCACUUGCUGAUCAGAUGGGAGAUUUACAGAGCAGCUACAAUGCAGCCAAGCGAGCGGUUGAUGCAUUCCCUGACCAUGUCGACUCAAAGGAACUCCUGAAACAGCUCAAACAUCAUUUCUCACUUUUGUAAAACAUGUACAGACUUUAAUAUUCACACAUCUUUUUUCUUCUUUAAAAACAUGAACUAUACAUAUACAGUAAUUGUUUGAGGACAUGCUCGAUAAUAACUCUAUGAUUGACUAUGCUGAAGGUCUGUGAUAGUUGUGGUACAUGUUAACAAUUGUGGUGGUCCCUUAUAAACAGUUUUUGUCACAUUGCAUAAAGGAAUAUCUUCACACUUGUAAUGAUGCAAUUCCCAAUGAAAUAUAUCAGAUCUAAAACACAGGAGCUGACACUUAUUGUCUGAUGGUUAAGAUAGACUGUUAGGCCUAGAUCAACAUUCCUUACUGAACAAACAAACAUCAGCAAGUCUUUGUUUACCUGUACACUAUUUUGUACAUCAGGUUCAGGUAAACACAUUUUUUUUUCAAUUAAAAAAGAAGCUCUGUAUCUUAUUUUGGUAUCAUGAGUUACACAUGAAUGCACUUUGUGCAUAAAUCAUCUCUUUGGUCAGUGAAGUGGAAAAAAUCUAGUAUCCACAUUUAUUUACAUGCAGGUACAUGUAAUUGAUUUUUAUUAGUUAAGUAUUAUAACAUGCAAAUGAUAUUGAAAUAAGUGUAUACUUUGUGACAAAACUUAUCAAGUACACAUAUACUUUGAUCCCUUUUGUCCUCCAAUCAUUUGUAGUAGAACUGAUGUAUUCACUGCAUGUGUUUACAAGGAGAUCAGGACAAUAGGCAGCAUAACAUAUUUGUUGAAUGAAGUCCAACCUGAAAAUUAUCCGAAUCUGUAUUGCAUGGUUAGGAGAGAGGCAUUGUUGUUUGUGAAUAGGUGAGAUAAAUAUCAAAAUACCUGUGGAGACAAUUGUUCUGCUCUGAUAAGUAUACGAGUAAAUAUGUAAGACUGGAGGUAUUUAAGUAACUUAUGUGGUUAAAUGGGCUGUGUGCUACCUUCACACUGGGAUGAGCACACAUAGUUGGUGACUGUCCUCACCUCCUGUUCAUUGAUUCCUACUUCCCACCCACCGUCACCUGAUAAUGUGUCAUUUUGACCAGCAGAAAAUAAUGAAAUCUGGUUUUGAAAAAAAUGUUCCAAAAAUGUAUUUCGAAAAGAAUUAGUAGAAUGUCAAAAUGUUUCAUUCUGUUUGACUCUCCCUUUUCAUUGAAGUCAUCGGAACGGAAAAUCUUGCCGCAUUAUUUAUGACCUUGAGCCAAAUAUUUGGAUUAGUUAUUUUUUCUGUAUAGGUCUUUACUAUAGGUGGUAGGACAUCCAUACUAAUGAUUCUAUUUGCUCACCUAGCUUUUCAUGUGGUAAACCUAUCAAGUAAGCUACAACUAUGUGUAUAAGCUGCAUGCAUGUAUUACCUGGUAAAAGUUUUGAUACCACUGAAUAGGAACAGAUGUGUAGGUUUACCUGUCCAAAGUUAUUACAGAAAAAAUGUAAGGUGUAAAAUAAUUUAUAUGAAAUGUAUCAUAUUUCAAAAUUUAUGAAACUUUCAUCAAACUUUAUUAAGAUAGAUGAUUUUUUUGUAUGCAGUGAACAAAAUUCUUAAUUUAUUUCACUAUUGCAUGCUUGUUAGUAAGCCAGGUGGAUGGGCGUGCUGAUUCCUUGUCCACAUCUGGGGUAGAACAGUAUCCAUGUCUCCACUUGUUAGCAUGUAAGGGACAGCUGGUAUACACAUCACACAUAACAUAGGCCAUUUAUUGUCAGAUCAUAUUUCAUUUGUAACAAAUACUUAGCUACCCACUUAAACUUCUAUAAAAUAUCAAUUUCAUUUUUCUGACAAAUGUGUGUAGGCGAUAAUGAAGAGAUCUGUCACAGUGUGUUGGAGUUUGUAUAACAUUAAUUGGCUAGUAUCACCAUUAAAUUGUCAGUGUACUAUAUGCCUUUGAUUUAUAACGUACUGACAGGUGAACUGAUGAUUUUAUUCCGUCCAGAAAAUAUGAUGCAUGUUCUUUUAACUUCAAUAUGUGUUGUAAGUGUUAGUUAUUUUGUUAAUGUAAAUGAUUUUAUUAUUAGAUAUAAAAAUAACUUAUUAUUGUAUGUGAUACUUCUGACAGAUGAUGAUAAAUACCACCCAUGUUGUGUCAAGAAAUGAAAAUAAAAUAUUAUGAAC
This is a messenger RNA of Mizuhopecten yessoensis (Yesso scallop), 3630 nucleotides long. Its product is annotated as tetratricopeptide repeat protein 8-like. NCBI's taxonomy places the organism in Eukaryota, Metazoa, Mollusca, Bivalvia, Pectinida, Pectinidae. The record is from RefSeq and is a predicted model, not a curated record. The transcript is spliced from 11 exons. The coding region runs from base 46 to 1545 and encodes 499 amino acids. Gene Ontology annotation, cellular component: non-motile cilium; BBSome; ciliary basal body. Gene Ontology annotation, biological process: non-motile cilium assembly. Gene Ontology annotation, molecular function: protein binding.